AUGUCAGAGUCGGGACACGGCCAGCCGGGGCUGUACGAACGCCGACGCCGCUGGAACCGUGAUAAGGAACUGGGUCACCAGAGCCUGUCUGGGCCAGGCCGGGACCGGGACUAUGUCCCCUGGGACCGCGAUCGAGAGCGGCGGGACCCCGUGGACGAGCCAAUGGGAUCCAUGAUGCAGAAGACCCCCAUCAUCCUGGCCAAGCCGCCCGCAGAGAGGUCCAAGGGAGCCCCCCUGCCCCCUCCCACCCCAGCGCCUGCCGCCGCCCCACCCAUCGAGAAGCCCAUUGUGCUGAUGAAGUCCCGGGAGGAGGGCAAAGGCCCUGCAGGGGCAAUGGAGACGUCUGCCCUGCCCCCCGCAGCUGUUGCCAAGGUAGAGAAGGAGGGCCAGCGCCCCACGCAGCCCGUCUAUCAGAUCCAGAACAGAGGCAUGGGCUCAACCGCACCCAGUGGCGCCAUGGACCCUGUGGUUGGCCAGGCCAAGCUUCUAGCCCCAGAGAAGAUGAAGCACAGCAUCAAACUGGUGGAUGACCAAAUGAACUGGUGCGACAGCGCCAUCGAGUACCUCCUGGACCAAACGGAUGUGCUGGUGGUCGGCGUUCUGGGAUUGCAGGGUACUGGCAAAUCCAUGGUGAUGUCACUGUUAUCGGCCAAUCAACCUGAAGAGGACCAGAGAACCUACGUGUUUCGCACUCAGAGCCAAGAGAUCAAGGAGCGCGGGGGCAACCAGACCAGCGGCAUUGACUUCUUCAUCACUCAGGAGAGGAUCAUCUUCCUGGACACUCAGCCAAUCCUCAGCCCCUCCAUCCUCGACCACCUCAUCAACAACGACCGCAAGCUGCCUCCCGAGUAUAACCUUCCCCACACCUACGUUGAGAUGCAGUCUCUCCAGAUUGCCGCUUUCCUCUUCACCGUCUGCCAUGUGGUGAUCGUGGUGCAGGACUGGUUCACGGAUCUGAGCCUGUACAGGUUCCUGCAGACUGCCGAGAUGGUGAAACCUUCCACUCCGUCCCCCAGCCACGAAUCCAGCAGUGCCUCCGGCUCAGAUGAGGGCACGGAGUACUACCCGCACAUCGUCUUUCUGCAGAACAAAGCCAAGAGGAAGAACUUCUGCCCCCGGAACCUGAAGCAGAUGCACCUCGUGAUCGAUAAGAUCAUGAUGCACUCCCAUCUGAAAUACAAGGGCACCCUUUCCAUGCUGGACUGCAAUAUAUUCCCCGGCCUGCCCCCGAGUUACCUGGACACGGAGGUCAACCUGUUCUUGCUGCCUUUCAUGGACACGGAUGCAGACGACGCUUUGCCCAGAGCUUCCCCGGGAAGCAGCCCACUCUUCUCCCUUCUGCCUGGCUACAAGGGGCACCCCAGCUUCCAGUCUCUGAUCGCCAAGCUCCGGAGCCAGAUCAUGUCCAUGUCUCGGCCUCAGCUCUCCCACACCAUCCUGACGGAAAAGAACUGGUUCCACUACGCGGCGCGCAUCUGGGACGGUGUGAAGAAGUCCUCUGCCCUUGCGGAGUACAGCCGCCUGCUGGCGUGAACGUGGUGCCUUCGUGCGUGCUGGAGCCAGACGCCUCCUAUCUCGAGUCGGGCGAGCCGGAGUCCCUGUUCCCGCCGUUCAGGGAUACCAAGUGGUGUGCGGAACCCAGUGGGGGAGCGUAGAGGCAGGGCCGUCAGGUGCCAUAACGAGAUCAAGGAGCAGACAACCGCCGGAAGUGGAAGACGUGUCGUCGUUUCUGUGCUGGGCCGUCGUCCUGCCUGCCACCCAGCACGGAUCAUGUCUCUCGUUGCCGUUUCUCAUUUCCAUCUGCACACCUAGAAGGAAGAGCUGUUCUCUUGAGCUGCCGUAUCCUUCUGGAAAUGGGGAGUCUUUCAGCCCAGGUGAAGGUUCUACCAAGACCAGCUGACCCCCCCCCCCCCAGCCCUGCAGCACCAGAGAGACCCCUCUGCAUUAGCUUUGGUGGGUCAAGGUCAGCGGGGAGUUAACUUUUGCGGCUUGGAGGAUGCUGCUGUCUGAUUCGUCUUUCCCCUGACCCCUCCCUUUCCUUCUGUACUUUUCUUGCAUCCAUCCACCUCAAGGGAAAGGGUAUUUAAGCCUCCCCACCCUCUUUGCUAUAUCCUGUGUCUCUCCCAGAGCCAUUCUGGGAUUCCCCAUUCUUCUGCCGCAAAGUGAAUCGAUCACUCCCUUUUGCGCAUCCGUUCCAUUGUUCAAUAAAGCAUGUUGAAUUGC
Messenger RNA from Heteronotia binoei (common prickly gecko), 2223 nucleotides. RefSeq names its product SMG9 nonsense mediated mRNA decay factor (gene SMG9). NCBI's taxonomy places the organism in Eukaryota, Metazoa, Chordata, Lepidosauria, Squamata, Gekkonidae. Gene Ontology annotation, biological process: nuclear-transcribed mRNA catabolic process, nonsense-mediated decay. The record is from RefSeq and is a predicted model, not a curated record.